Molecule: messenger RNA, 369 nt
Organism: Oncorhynchus tshawytscha (Chinook salmon)
Lineage: Eukaryota; Metazoa; Chordata; Actinopteri; Salmoniformes; Salmonidae
Gene: pth2
Product: parathyroid hormone 2
Exons: 2
Coding region: 1-369 (122 amino acids)
Biological process (GO): neuropeptide signaling pathway
Cellular component (GO): extracellular region
Source: RefSeq, a predicted model, not a curated record
AUGGCCAUAACUCUGGUGUCCUCCAGCUACCCUCAGCCACGCCGCCGACCCAUACACAUAGGCACCUCUCCAGGCGAUCCAGGAGACAAGAGGGAGGAUUGGGAGGUUCUCUGGCCCUUCAUCUCGCUCCGUGAUCGGAGUAAGCAGAUGAUGUCAGCCCCAGACUUUGGUGCGGCCAAGAGCAAGGCAGAGCUCCUGGGGGAGCAGUGGCUCCCAAUGGUGGGCCAGUCGCAGAUGGACGAGGACAUGGCCAAGGGCUGGCUGGGUGACUGGGCUCUGCAGGGAUCUAACAAUGAGGAGAAGAGGAACAUCGUGGUGGCAGAUGAUGCAGCGUUCAGGGAGAAAAGUAAGCUGCUAACCGCCAUUUAG